AACUGUAACCCAUAACAAUCGAGUUCAAAUCUGGUUAAAAUUUUUGUACCUGGAGAGCAUGAAUAACCUUGGCGUUACCAUAGAUAUAAAGCUGUUCUAUUAUCUAUGGUAUUUACAUUGUAUCAUAUUUCUAUGGUGACACCGAAUUCGGCGUCCUCAGGCCAAAAUGUAGGGGCGUUAUUUGCUUUGAUUGACAGUUGCUUUAUUCAACCGAUAAACUGGAAGUUAUGACCUCGCUUACCUUCGCCAAUAAUAUUCAUUAGGUGUAAGGCAGCGAUCAUUUCAUUGGUCAAAUUGUUACUUCCCGUUUCAAACAAAACCCGCUGGUUCUUGUUUAUGCUACCGCCACCAGUAAAAAAAUAACCUUAAACGCAAAAUCACCCAGCUUUGCUCGUUUUGAUGAUACUUUCGUUUUAAUGUUUAAAAACGUUUUCAUGACGUUGCUACCAUUUGCAGCUAGCUAGUUAGUGGUUCUCUUGGAAAUACAUGUUUGCUAGUUGUUAGCUACUGCCUGUAGCCGGUCAGCUACAGUACCGUGGUGUUUUUUGCUUCGUCUUGGAGCCGUUACCCAGCUAUGACAAAACAAGGGCUUACUAGACACAAGGUGAUCUCCUCUGGAAGACUGACUGGGGGUGGGCGGGGCCAGGCUUUAAAAAAGAGGGGAGCUGGUCGCCCACUUGCGGCUUCUACAGAGCCAGCCUAUUCCCUUUACUCCACUGACUCAGAGGACCAGGUGACAACAAUACACAAGGGCCUGGAUCGGUGUGCUGCGCUGCUCGGUGGCAUCCUUCUGGCAGAGAAAGCAGAAGCCAAGUCCAGCUCAGUAAGGGGUUCAUGGAAGACUCGUGCCGCCAAAUCCCGACCUCUGUCCACUCAGGGAAAGGAAAGAGGAGAAACGGAGAGAAGAAAGCAGACAAAAAGACAAGUCGCUCAGGCCGCUAAGAAACCAGCGCCCGUGCAGAAGACGAUCCUAUCAUCUCAGUCGUGCCCUGGGAAGAGUAACAUCGCCCUGACUUCUGCUGAAACGUCAGAGUCAGACGCUCGAUUUAACUGUCGCCUGACCACCUCCACGCCCACGCUGAGCCCACAAAGACUCCCCACUAACAGCACUCAAUCCACACUCGCCCCAGGCAGCACAGUCCCUCUGUCCCAACCUGGAGGCUCCAUCUCUGGGGUGGCGUCACCCCACCUUCGGGCCCCUACCUCCACAGCUCUGCUUGCUGUCCCUGGAGCUGUAACUACCUCUCUACCCCCAGCCCCUUCCACAGGCCCAGUUCUCCCUCUGCUUGCAUCUCUGCCCGGAGGCUCUGUCUAUGGGGCUGGAGCUCUGGCACCCCAGAGUAAAGGUGCUCCGUUUGUGGAGAAGCUAGCCGUAUCGGGUCCUGCUCCUUCUCACAGCUUGGCACCAGUGUCCUCCUGCUCUUGCUCUCCCCCUUGUCAGGGAACGCCAGUAGUCUUCUCCGAAAGACACACUCAGCCCAAACCUCACCUCCUAGCCGACACUCAAACCCAAUCAGUUCCAGAUGCUCCAUCAGUGUCUGGGCCAAGCAAGGCGAGCCGGCUGGGUCAUAACCAGGAGAGAAGUGCCUUGGCCGGGAGAGCUUGUAGCCACGGUAUCUCUGGAGAGGAGGAAGAAGAGUGUCCCGUGAGAGACACCAGCACCCGGACCAGCUUAGACAAAAAGACCCGCUCCCAGCUGGCCUCCACAAACCCACAGGCACAAGCAGAUCCGGAGCAUGUACCAGCCGACACACACAGAACGUUGGCACCGGGUGCAAAAGGCUGCGGUCCAGGGGGGAGCGCUCGUCACGUGAUGACGGUCCGGUACGUCCUCGGGGAACUGAAGUCCCUGUUCGUCGGGCGAGACGUUGCUGUGGAGCAUCUGCUGGGGGAACUGGAGAAGGCCGUGUCUCUGCUUCCUGUCAUGGAGGGCAGCUCUGACAUCCAGGCCGAGGUCGCUCUGGUCCUGCAACCGCUACGCAGCGAGAACGCGCUGCUGCGCAGGCGUCUGAGGAUGCUGAACCAGCAGUUGCAGGGGAGAGAGCGAGCGGAGAGGGAGGCCAGAGAUCUCCACUGUGACACCGAUGUGUCGGCGCUGCAGUCGGAGCUCAGCGACGCCCACGCGGGCCUGCGGGAGCUGCAGCAGGACAACACGGAGCUACGGCAAGCCCUGGUGGACACACAGAGACAGCUGCAGCACAGCGAGGCCGAGUGCGGCCGUGUCGGGAAAGAAGUGCAGUCUGCUCUGGCUGAGGUUCAGGCCUGCAACAGCAGGCUGGAGGAGUGUCAAAAGGAGAACACUGCACUGACCCUCGCUGUCCAGCUGAGGGAGACAGAGAUCCGAACACUUCAGGAGCGCCUCAGAGCUCUACAGGUCCAUGUCACUCAGCCUCCCGUUGUGCCAGACAUGUCUAUGUCUCAACCCCCUCUUACCAAACAAGCUCUGGACCAAUACCAGGACAAGCAGGGUGCAUCAGACCACCUGGUCAGCCAAUACCUGCGGUCGCUCGAGCAGAAGGGGUUGGGAACCGACUCCCCGCCAUGUAAAGGCCCUGGGGGCAAAAACACACACCAGCUAGACUUUGGUGUGCGUGCACCAGGCGGCCAGAAUGUCUGUGUGUCUGUGGGGCAGGACGUGAGCGUGUGUGCGUCUCAGGAAAGAAAAGCCAGCCCGCCUUUGGCCAUCUCCCUGAAAGAGACAGUGAGGUCAUCACUUCCCGUUGAAGGGUCACAACUUCCUGAUGGGAUGCCACAUGGAGCUGGAGUUUCUGUCCAAGGUCAGAGGUCCCCGCGGGGUCAUCAGAGCCUUGAUGUUGCCCUUGAGAGUUUCCCUGAAAUGAAAAGCUUAUUUUCCCAUCCGGACCAAUCAAACAGCCUUUCGUCUCAUGGCACUAGACACUUGGACCUUAACCAGAAUUCUCGCCGGCGUCUGAACAUGGAUGUGGCUUCGCUGGGAAAGGGGCAAAACUCUUUGCUUGACUCCACUGACCUUUCGUUAUGUGAGGUCAGAUCCUUCGCUUCUGAUUGGAGUGCAGGGUCAAGCUCAACCUUUGACACGCGUGACGAGCAGGAGUUCCGUAAUGGGUUGGCUGCGUUAGAUGCCAGCAUCGCCAGCCUACAGAGAACAAUAAAGCAGGACCUCAAGAGAUAGCACAGACAUGAACUUGAACAUGCUGUCUCACAAAUACACAGAGAGGUAGCUUAUUUUUUUAAUUGUAUUGAAUGAAAUGUCAAAUAAAAUCAUU
Molecule: messenger RNA, 3245 nt
Organism: Esox lucius (northern pike)
Lineage: Eukaryota; Metazoa; Chordata; Actinopteri; Esociformes; Esocidae
Gene: ccdc14
Product: coiled-coil domain containing 14
Exons: 11
Coding region: 575-3151 (858 amino acids)
Biological process (GO): protein localization to centrosome
Cellular component (GO): centriolar satellite
Source: RefSeq, a predicted model, not a curated record